Molecule: messenger RNA, 1391 nt
Organism: Haliaeetus leucocephalus (bald eagle)
Lineage: Eukaryota; Metazoa; Chordata; Aves; Accipitriformes; Accipitridae
Gene: ATP6V1C2
Product: ATPase, H+ transporting, lysosomal 42kDa, V1 subunit C2
Exons: 12
Coding region: 243-1391 (382 amino acids)
Biological process (GO): proton transmembrane transport
Cellular component (GO): vacuolar proton-transporting V-type ATPase, V1 domain; lysosomal membrane
Molecular function (GO): proton-transporting ATPase activity, rotational mechanism
Source: RefSeq, a predicted model, not a curated record
GGAACAACCCUGAGAAAGGACGAACGGCCACACUCUUUCCGUGACAUUCUGGAGAAGGUCACGUUCCAUUUCAGCCUGAGACGCAGGACUGACUCACUCUCCUGGUGUUUCUGAAAAAAAAUCAGUCAUCCGUUCUAACUCUUUCUGCUCUUAGGGAAGAACACAUUUUGUGUGGUGCUCUUUUAGUCACUUACCUGCCUUGUGUUUCUACAGUGUCCAGGAGCGAAGGGAAAGAUUAGAUCAUGUUGGAGUUCUGGCUAAUUUCUGCCCCGGGAGAUAAAGCAAAUCUGCAGGCAUGGGAGAGAAUGAACACAGUGACAUCUAAAUCCAACCUGUCGAGCAACAGCAAAUUCCAUAUUCCAGACUUAAAGGUGGGGACACUGGAUGCUCUUGUUGGUCUGUCAGAUGAGUUGGGAAAACUUGAUAGCUUUGCUGAAAGCGUAAUAAAGAAAAUAGCCCAGUACAUAGGAGAAGUUAUGGAGGACUCAAAAGAUAAAGUCCAGGAAAAUCUUCUGGCCAAUGGAGUUGACCUAAUUAGCUACCUGACACGGUUUGAGUGGGACAUGGCCAAAUAUCCCAUAAAGCAGCCGCUGAAGAAUAUAUCAGAAGCAUUAGCAAAGCAAGUGACUCAGAUAGAAACAGACCUAAAGACACGAUCAGCUGCAUACAACAACAUUAAAGGAAAUUUGCAAAGCCUGGAGAAAAAAACUGUGGGAAAUCUGCUGACUCGGACCCUAGCAGACAUUGUGCAUAAAGAAGACUUUGUUCUGAAUUCCGAGUAUCUUAUCACGCUGCUCGUUGUGGUGCCAAAGUCAAGCUAUGUACAGUGGCAGAAGACCUAUGAAUCCCUCUCCGAUAUGGUAGUGCCUCGCUCCACCAAAAUGAUUGCUGAGGAUGCAGAGGGAGGACUCUUCACUGUGACCCUAUUUAGAAAAGUGAUGGAUGACUUCAAGGCUAAAGCCAGGGAGAACAGGUUCAUGGUUCGAGAGUUUUAUUUUGAUGAGAAGGAACUGAAAUGUGAGAAGGAAGAGCUGAUGAAAUUAGCUUCCGAUAAGAAACAACAAUAUGGCCCGUUACUGCGCUGGCUGAAAGUAAACUUCAGCGAAGCAUUUGUGGCUUGGAUUCACGUGAAAGCCUUGAGAGUUUUUGUUGAAUCUGUCCUGAGGUAUGGCCUCCCAGUGAAUUUCCAAGCAAUGCUGCUGCAGCCAAAUAGGAAGUCUGUAAAACGCCUCAGAGAUGUCCUAAACGUGGUCUUCAAACACCUGGAUGAAGUUGCAGCAGCAAGUAUAAUGGACCCUGGCAUGGACAUCCCUGGUUUACAACUGAGUAAUCAAGAAUACUAUCCUUAUGUCUAUUUCAAGAUUGACCUCAGUCUUCUUGACUGCAGUUAA